Molecule: messenger RNA, 1618 nt
Organism: Gekko japonicus
Lineage: Eukaryota; Metazoa; Chordata; Lepidosauria; Squamata; Gekkonidae
Product: DNA damage-induced apoptosis suppressor protein-like
Exons: 3
Biological process (GO): negative regulation of intrinsic apoptotic signaling pathway in response to DNA damage
Cellular component (GO): nucleus; cytoplasm
Source: RefSeq, a predicted model, not a curated record
GUACAGUUGCUUGAAAUGUGGCCGCUCAGGCGAGGCCAGAGAUGCAAACUAUAGGUAUCGGCUCUCACUCGAAGUCGCUGACGCUCACAGGGUGUUCCUGGUAACUGUCUUUGGCAGCUGCUUGGAAGCUUUCUUUGGAGUCACAGCAGAGAGUCUGCAGAGCCAGCUGUCCCGUAGUGGCAAAGAGUAUCAACCGAAGGCCUCUUUCAGGACUUUGUCUACUCAAGGAAGGGACGAGUGGGAGCGUCUGUCCGACCAUCAUCGGCUCCUCUUACCUUGGCUCUCUCCAGUUGGAAUUCAGCCUUCUGGUUUAAAGGGAAGUUGCCCGUCACCCAAGGAAGGGGUUGACCGAGAUGUCACUGGUCACGAGAAUCACUGUGCCCCUGCCUCUCUAAAGGCUGCCAGGAGCUGCCUCAACAGUCCUGCCCGCUUAGAUCGUAAGCGUGAGGACAAUGCAGCUGGCUGGAGAAAGGAAGAAAGGUCUCACUGUGAGCCAAAACAAGGAGUAUGUGAAAGACUGGACAACGUUUGUGAAGGGCCGCCACUCCCAGAAACGCACGGAAAUCACUGUAAAGAGGGUGAGAUCAGCAAUUCGCCACGGGACUCUUCCAUCUGUCCCCAGGGGAGUUACAACGCCUCAGCCGAUCUCUUUGAUGCUAGCGCCGCAGGGGCAGAAGUAGUCACAGGGACAUUAAGCACGGGCCAGGCCUUCUCAUCGCCGGGGGGCGCGUCGACCGCAAAGUCCACAGCCUCCGGAGGCCAGCCAACAAGCGCCCCGGUUGCCGGUUCGGCACUCGAGUUGGAAUGCAGCCCUUCGAGCUCGCAAGACUUUGUGCCGUCUUCCCAGUCCACUCCUCGUGUGCGACCGUGUCAACAGGCAAGGCUCCCUCAGGGGAAGGAAUCUGUUCUCAGCCAAUGGCCACCGAAGGAGUUGCCUUGGAUCGAUGCCAAAUGGAAGAGACCCAGGCCUGCCUUCAAAGGCCCCUUGGCAAAACAGCUCGUCAGCAGGUUCCUGAAGUCCACAAGGUCAAGCGACGUGAGCUCUGCCGCUAGGGAUACGUCAGCGACUCGGGGUUUGUUUAUCAACAGUAGCCCAGCCCAGGAGCUGUCUGAAAGCGAUGGCGCGGAAUGGAUUCCUCCGUCUGAAAAAAAAUGGAGGCAGCCACUUCCUUUCCAGAAUCAGAAAACGUUUGGGUUGAGGAGGAGCUGGGAUAUCACAGAAAAGACUCCUUUUUCGGACAGGCAAACAAGAUGGGAGAUUCGAAGAGGUACCACUGGGUUGGCAAGAACAGAGUUCUCUCCUAAAAGCCAGCAGCCGACAGAGGCUAAUGAAGAUGUGGCUGAUCCCGAGCAGGUAACAGUGGCAACCCCUGGAUUCUGCAGGUCAAACCUGUCUUCCGCAACUUGUUCCACACCUAACACAGUGAACUGGUCUCCUGAACUGUUUGGCGACAACAGCCAGCUCCCUCAUCACGGAAGCCACUCUGUGGAACCCCCUCCCUCAAACGUAAGUUUCCUUCUGAAGCGUGCCCUUUUCAGGCCCAGCUGGAGCCAUUUUUGAUAGGUCCAAAGCAAUUGUGUGGUGGGAAAAGACUACUUUAAAAAAAAAAACAACACA